Penicillium oxalicum is the source of this 1218-nucleotide messenger RNA. Its product is annotated as adaptor protein NBP2. The coding region runs from base 1 to 1218 and encodes 405 amino acids. The transcript has a single exon. Gene Ontology annotation, molecular function: protein binding. NCBI's taxonomy places the organism in Eukaryota, Fungi, Ascomycota, Eurotiomycetes, Eurotiales, Aspergillaceae. The record is from RefSeq and is a predicted model, not a curated record.
AUGACCUCUCCCGCGAUGCCCAAUUACACCUCGGCGGGCAACUUGCAGGUCUUGCCGCCAAUCCAAACCGAAAGCUCGACAAAGCCAUCCCCGAGCGCCAGAGAUCGGCUGUCGACAUAUUCCAAUCUGUCGGUCGCCUCCCAGAACCGCUCACGGCCGGGCUCACAUGUCUUUCCCGUCUUCCACACCAGCCUUCCGUAUGCCCUCGUGCGAGACUUUGCAUACCCCUCCAUCCAUCCGUUACAUUAUGGACCGCCGCCGCUGCACGCGUCAAGAGCGUCGACACCCGCCAGCGAAUACCGGCCCAUGUCCGAUUCCACGGUCGCCUGGGACACCUCCAAGGGACCAUGGGCCACCACGGGGGGCUGGAACACGGAACCGACGCAGGGUCACCAACGGUUGCCCGCAAUGUCGUUUGGCGAUGGGCCCCCAUACAGUGAAGACGAAGACUUGCACAGUCCCGUCGUGACCUCGGCACGUCAACGGAAAAGGUCCACCGGGACUGAUCUCUACGGCGUGGCUGAUGAUCGGGGCGCGGCGCUCGGUGGGCACAUGGAUCGCGGAACCUUUGUGAGCCUGAACCCCGACGGCAGCGAAACCUACUAUGUGAACGGUGGAGGCGGGGUUGGCGAAGGCCCGGGCGGAGAAUACGUCACCUAUCCUGCACGGGAAGGAAGACAUUCCGUGGCGUACGGUGCUCGUCCCGGCUAUCAGCAAGAUCCCGGUUUUGACUCGGAGGACGAAUUCGUGCACGGGGAUCGAUUCUCGAAUGACUAUCAAUUUGCGGUGGGCUGUCCCGAUGAAGAGAUGCAUGGCAAGGCCGUCGCACUCUUUGACUUUGUUCGGGAGCAUGAAAAUGAGCUUCCUUUAACGGAGGGACAGGUCAUCUACGUCUCGUACCGUCAUGGCGAAGGCUGGCUGGUUGCCGAGGACCCCAAGACAGGCGAAAAUGGCCUGGUGCCCGAGCAGUUUGUUCGACUGCUUCGUGACAUCGAAGGCGGAUUGAAUUCAUUGAACGGGGAUGCCAAUUUUGACACUGUGGAAGGCAACCUGUCCCACGCCCACGAUACCAACCAGGGUGAUGAUGCUUCAACCCCAACUGGAGGCGAACGUGGAAAUGCGGUCGGUGGCGGUCGGUCACCAAAUUCGUCAGAACUCGCUGCAGAGUCGCACCCGACGGCAAAAGGGGCGAGAUCUGUGCAGGGACAGGGUAAAUGA